ACUAAAAGGGCAAAAGAAAAACUAAAAGGGGAAGGGCUAGAGUUCUGCUAACCGAACCCCAGCGCCUCCUCCUUCGGCAAAAUAAUUAUCUUCCCCCAUUCUUCCAUUAAGAAGCCUCUCGCUUUCACUAGCCAGAAAUUGUCAAUGGCAAACUUGGAUCUACGGCGCAGAGGCAAGGUUGAUGAUAUCUACGGUGGUAAACAAGGAAGAUGUUUAGGGUUCUUAUUUUAGGGUUUGUAUAAAUAAGGGGGUUUUGGAUUUUUUUUUUAAAGAUUUUCUCUUCAGAUCUAGUUUUUUCUGUCUUUCUGUUUGUGGGUAAGAGCAGAGAAGAAGAAGAAGAACUACAACCAUUCUAGGUACGGAUUUACUUUUCUUUUUCAGAAAUUUCCAUGUAAUUUGGCAGAUUUAUUGAAAUGUCUGGUACUUGUUUGAUAAGAAGGUUGUAAAGGAAACAAAUAGUAAAAUUAUUAGAUUGGUUACUAAGGUUUUAGUUUGUUUUGUGGUGAGUCUAAUGUUUUGGCUUGUGAAGACACUAUUGGUGAAGGUGCUUGCAUCUUCUUUUCAUAAGAGCACAUACUUUGAUAGAAUCCUAGAUUCUUUGUUUAAUCAAUAUGUGAUUGAGGCACUUUCAGGACCACCUAAAAACCAAAAAAUAAAGGAAGAAGGGAGGGGAAUUGCAGGGAGUGGAAAAAUAAGGAAAAGUUCACAAGACAAAACCAAUACCCUUUUAUGCUUGGCUUCUAAGAAGGAAGAUAAAAUAAGUUGGGGCAUAAGCAUUGAUGAGCUUCACCAAAUGAAUCCCAAGAAUAUUUCUGCUUGGAAUAUGAAGAGGCUGAUGAAUAUGAUUCAGCAUGGUCCACUUUCUACCUUGGACAAGCAGAUAAAAGAUAGCAAGUCCACUGAAAUUGAGGCGAAAAAUGCAGCAAAAAAGAUAUUUGAAAAUGUUGCUAAGCCUGGAUUUGGGCACAUUGACUUGGAGGACAUUGAGAGAUUCAUGGGAGAAGAUGAGGCCCUGAAGACUACGAGUCUCUUUGAAAAAGGAUCUGAAAGCAAGAAAAUUAGCAAAUCAACAGUGAAGAAUUGGGUGGUUAAUGCUUUUAGAGAACGAAGGGCUCUUUCCUUGACACUGAAUGAUACCAAGACAGCUGUUCAAAGAUUUCAUUGGGUGGUAAAUGUCUUGGUCAUUAUCAUCAUAGCAGUCAUAAGUCUCCAUGUACUAGGAAUAACAAUUGGGAAGGUCGUUCUCGUGGUUAGCACUCAAGUUCUUUUGCUUGCUUUCAUAUCUGGGGACACUUUGAAGGCAAUAUUUCAAUCAAUUAUCUUCAUAUUUAUAACACAUCCAUUUGAUGUUGGUGACCGCUGUCAAAUUGAUCGCAUUCAGAACACCCUCCGUCAGCCUUCAGCCAUGUUUCUGAACCUAGCGAUACGUGAAGGCGCCCUGUUCGAAGACGCCAUGGCGGAGCUUCUAGGAUGUGGAAUCGACAUGGGCACCCUGCGAUUCUCGCCGGAAGGAAUGUCACUCACGGUGGAAUCUGAUGGUGGCAGCGUCGUCGCUGCACUGCGUAUCCUCGCCAACGGCGGUGGUUGCGAGUGGUUCCUCUGUUUGGAAUCUGCCUCUGCAACACUGAAUAUCACUACCCUUCUUGAGAUUCUUUUCGAAGCAAGUAAUGGAAAGAGUGCCUUAUCCAUUUCGAUCGACCCCCGUAAUGGAAACAAUUCCGACGAACCCAACACCAGCGAGUUUAAGGACGUUUCGUCUCCCGCCACUCUAGCCGUCAGCUGGUUCGAUCCUGAUGAAAUAGCCUGCCCUCUCGACGAUUACUGCGAGAUGCAACUUGAAGUGAGGAAAGUAGCCGGAGAAAAUGCGCUUCUGAAAUUGGAUGAAUCAGAGUAUCAGACGUCGGCCGGAAUUUCACCGGCUGGGUUUGCCACACUGUUCUUGAAGCUGAAAGAUGUCAGGACGGGGGAUAACCGUACAAAUGAUGAAAUAAAGGUGAUGGCCCUCAUAUCCAACACGAAGAAGUUGGGCUUCUAUACAUGCUGCAUGGGUUGGGAGGGAGGGAUUGAGGUUCAAUGGGAGGGUCAGGGAGAUGAAGUGAUAAGCAUGGGGAUAUACAAUUUUGUUUUCUUGUGCAAACGCACAUUUGCAGCAAAGGCAGUUAUGGCACAGAGGAUGUAUUUUCACAUACAGGAUGGAGUGGGAAACCUGCUGAGAUGUCCUCUUGGGUCUGGAGAACUGGGACACCUCUAUUUCUACUCUCUUCAUAGCCGUCUGCGCCUUCCUUUGGUUAAUGAGGCUACUUUUGAAUUUGUGAAUACCCUCUAAGGACGAAACUGUAAGGAAGAAAAAGUUGAAAAGCAUUAAUUCUUUGUUUGAUAUAUUGAUUCCUAUACUCAGUACAUAGUAAUAGUUGACAGAGAAUACGGAUUCUGUUUUGAUAUUGUUGUGAUUGAGAAUAAGCAUUCGAAUUUUCUUGUAUAUGUGAUGUUGGCUUGAGUUCAUGAACAUGAUGAUGCUAAUGAGAAUGAUUU
Messenger RNA from Rubroshorea leprosula, 2532 nucleotides. NCBI's taxonomy places the organism in Eukaryota, Viridiplantae, Streptophyta, Magnoliopsida, Malvales, Dipterocarpaceae. The record is from the annotation of a GenBank genome assembly.